AUGGCGGUGGACCUGAUGUCCUGCGGCGGCGGGGCGGGGGCGUACGAGCAGCUGGCGUUCCAGGAGGCGGCCGCGGCGGGGCUGCGCAGCCUGGAGCUGCUGGCUUCCUCGCUGUCGUCCCCGUGCGCCGCGGGGCGGACGGAGUCGCCGCCGCUCGGGCAGAUCGCCGACCAGGCGGUGUCCCGGUUCCGCCGCGUCAUCAACCUGCUGGACCGCACGGGGCACGCCCGGUUCCGCCGCGCGCCCGUCGCCGCGGUGGUGGAGCCGAUGGAGACGGAGACGAUGCUCCAGGCCGCGUCGCAGGCGGCGGCGGAGCAACCGCCUCAGAAGAAGGCCCUGCUGGCGCUGGACUUCACCAAGCCGGUCCCGGUCCCGGUCCCGGUCCCGGCGGUGGCGGCGACCAAGGCGGCAGCGCCGGCCGUGUCCGGGACCUCGACCUCGUUCCUGUCGUCCGUGACCGCGGGCGGCGGCGAAGGGAGCGUGUCCAAGGGGUGCAGCCUCGCCGUGUCCUCCGGCAAGCCUCCCCUCCCGAAGCGCAAGCUCCCGUGCCCCACCUCCGUUCCCGAGCAGGCGCACCACCAGCACCAGCACCAGCACCCCGCCGAGUCCUGCGGCGCCGGCGGGCGUUGCCACUGCUCGAAGAAGAAGCGGAGCCGGCAGGGCCUGUCCCGGCGCACGGUGCGCGUGCCCGAGGCCACGGCCGCAGCGCCGGGGUCCCACGUGCCGGCGUCGUCGGACAUCCCCGCCGACGACUACUCUUGGCGCAAGUACGGGCAGAAGCCCAUCAAGGGGUCCCCUUACCCGCGCGGCUACUACCGCUGCAGCAGCGUCAAGGGCUGCCCCGCGCGGAAGCACGUGGAGCGCGCCGCCGACGACCCGGCCAUGCUCGUCGUCACCUACGAGGGCGACCACCGCCACGACGCCGCCGCCGGCGCCUUCCGCUCCCGCGCGGCCUGA
Messenger RNA from Miscanthus lutarioriparius, 957 nucleotides. Lineage: Eukaryota; Viridiplantae; Streptophyta; Magnoliopsida; Poales; Poaceae. The record is from the annotation of a GenBank genome assembly.